GGCCGGGGACUGUCCUGGGGCUCCAGUGGACGGCAACGCUUCCCGCUGUGCUGAAGGUGCUGCCCUCAGCGGGCCAGCCUGGCGGGUGCUGGGCCAGCAGGGCACGGCAGGGCAGUUGUGGGUGGCGGGCGGGGUCAGCCGUGGGUGUCAGGUGUCAGCUGGGCCUGGCCACGUGAGGCACGUCAGCUGGCCCUGGCACCUGGCAGGCGAAAUUCGUGGCAACCGAAGGUCUUGGUUUGGGAGGUUUCUGACGUGUUACAUACACAGAACAGCGUAGCGGUGCAGCGGCAGCCUUGGUCUUGGCCCAGGAGACUUUACGAAUAGUCUCCUUGGUCUUGGCGGCGGGCGGCGGCCCGAGGCGUCAACAAACACACGUGGAGGAGCGCGGUGCCUGCCCGGCGAGACACAGCACUUUAUUAUUAUAGUCUCCUGGCACAGCACAGCCCCUAAAGCAUUGCAGAAGAAGAUUAGUGCACACCUACUCACGCCUCGCAAGCUGUCAGUCACUCUUUGCACUUUUCCAGGGAUCUCUGGCUCGGAGAUAUGUUGUAGUGACAGCAAGGCACCACCACCACAGGGCCACAGGCACCCUGGCACGGCACCCCCAGGCCUUGGCACCACCCAGGCCCCCACACCCGAGACAGCCAUGCCGCCGCGAAGACAGCAACAGAGUAAAAAGAAGCCCCCCGGCAAGCCAGGUGUUCCCACAAACACGUCAGCAGUCGAGGAUGGCACGGAGGCAGUGGACAGAUUCAGGGUUGAGCUGCAGUGGUGUGUGCAGCAGCUUGAAGCGUCCAUGAAAAAGGCAUCCCUCAAAGAAAGAGAAGACAUGGCCAAAGCACAUCGGACCCUGACGAGCAGCAAGGCACAACACAUCAAGAAGAGGCAAGUGAUGAGCUCGCUGUUUGGUGAUUACCGGAGCAAGAUGGCACAAGAGGAGUCAAAAAUUAAAAUGGAGACGCCGAAGAUGAAGAAGAGUUCUGCCCUUCCAAGUGAGUCUGUGUUCUUCAGAAAGUCGACCGUUCAUUCCCCGGACAUCAUCACUGAACCUUCAACAAAUUCCAAAGAGCCAGCUGUGAGCCAGGAACCAGAAGUCACAACCUCAGACUCAUCUGGUAAUGGGAGCACUUCUGGAGCUCUCGUUAAGGAGGUGAAUGCCGGUGGUGGUGAGGAAGCAAACUUUACUGGGAGUGGUGCAAAAAGUUUAUCCCCUGAGAGUUUAGGUGGGCCAAAGAAAGUAGUGACACCAUUCAAAGCAACUCAAUCUGGGAGCACGUUUAAGUUUAAUUUUUCCGUGCUGUGACUGUUGCAUUUGCUAUACACACUCGUUUCGUCAAGCAUCCCGAGUGUUGCAUCUAUUGUAUAUACUCAUGUUAGUAAGUCAAGUUUUUGUUACAAUUUUUUGAAGUCUAGUUUAGGAGGUUGACUUUACAUGGAUACUACUUCUCUGGAGGGUUACCACUACUACUAUUACUACUUUUAUUACUACUACUAUACUACUACUACUACUACUACUUUACUACUACUACUACUACUACUACUACUACAACUACUAUUGGUACUACUAACAUUUUUGAUGGCUUGUAUUUAUUCCGCAGUUAAGCAUCACAGCCCCCCCCCCCCCUUUUUUUUUACACCAAUGGAAACAGCUCAAGGGCAAAAAUAAAGAAAACAACAAUGAAAAAACCCUGCAAAUCACUGCCCUUGUAAAAUAGUUAAGAGGAGUGGCCAAAAGAGAGGUCAAUUUUGGAAGGAGAGGUGUCUUGAUACUCUCCUCUUGGGGGGAUCAGCUUUUGCAUGACCAGCAAUACAUACACUGGAAACUCACACUGUGACAGGAAGGCCGAGGAAGACGUGGAGAAGGGUGGUGGAGGAAGAUAUGAGGAGGCUGAACAUCAUGGAAGAAAUGGCUAUGGACCGGCAACAGUGGAGGAGGCUCAUAUCCCGUCCAACCCCACCAUAGGGAAUAAAUGGACGUUAAACGAUGAUGAUGAUGAUGAUGGCGGGGCUUUGUUCCAUAGAAAGUAGUCAAAGAAUGAACAUGUUUGUUUCACCUGGAUUACAGAGAAAUGAACAAGCUUAGGUCGGUAUUUUCAGCCGCUUCCACCUCUCGCAUUAACAAUUUCCAAGGCCAAAAAGGAGAUUAAUCAAGUUCUCAUGAGGGUUUUUUUCAUGUUCUUGGUACAGAAGCUUUGUCACACCACCAUCAGGGUCAUAAAACUACCCAGGAAAAUGCCCACAACCAAGAUUGCCUUGUCAACUGUGUGUGGUUGGGUGCUGAAAAGCUUAAAAAUGUGUGUCUUAGGUUACUGCCUAUCUUAGUGAUCCAUGAGAAAUCUGAUAAAAAAGGAAAAUAGCAAUAAAGUUAACUUCUUGACUGUGGAUUUCCUUCCAGAAGACAUCAGCAAGCUACAGGAAUGGAACAAAAAGUGGCUGCUACUAUUCAAUGAAGAAAAAUGUUAAGUCCUGCAACUUGGGAGGGGAUAUCCAGCACACCAGUACCACAUGGGAAACACUCCAUUAUCCACCACAGGGUCUUGGUGCAGAGCUUCAAGGCUCAGUAAAGGUGGUGUCACACUGGCCAUUUUCCUCCAACCGUUGGGGCUACUGGCAACCGCGGUUGUCUGUACACUUAACCAGUUGUCCAGUAGGUCGGAGGUCAUUUACAUUUAAAUGGCCCUCGACUUCCUCAGCAAGACCCUUUAAAUACCUCUCCCUGUCUCUCCUCAGGAGAGCAGAGAAAGACCUGGGAGUAUAUGUCACCAGGCUACAAGUGAAACCUAAAUCCAUGCUAAUCACAGCGGAUGGCUUACUAAAAAAGGAAAUUUACCAGUUUUCUCGAGUGUUUCCUGGAGAGGUUCUUGGUAG
This is a messenger RNA of Eriocheir sinensis (Chinese mitten crab), 2868 nucleotides long. RefSeq names its product UPF0488 protein CG14286-like. The transcript is spliced from 4 exons. Bases 647 to 1303 code for a protein of 218 amino acids. The record is from RefSeq and is a predicted model, not a curated record. NCBI's taxonomy places the organism in Eukaryota, Metazoa, Arthropoda, Malacostraca, Decapoda, Varunidae.